Closterium sp. Naga37s-1 is the source of this 3513-nucleotide messenger RNA. NCBI's taxonomy places the organism in Eukaryota, Viridiplantae, Streptophyta, Zygnematophyceae, Desmidiales, Closteriaceae. The record is from the annotation of a GenBank genome assembly.
AUGCUCUGUAACGGAUUAUAUUUAGUGCUGGAGAAGGAUGCUCAGGCAGCUGCAGCAGCUGCCGCACCGCCUCCUCCCGAGGCCAAUGCGGCUGCUGGAGAGAAGGAGGAGGACCCUGAGAGGAAGAAAAAGAAGGAGGAGAAGGUGGGCUUUGUAGUGGUGGUGACAGCGCGGGAGAAGGAGCUGAAGAAGCAGAAGGCAGCAGAGAAGGCAGCCAAGGCCAAGGCAGCCGCUGCUGCUGCCGCUUCGGCUGAGCCUUCCAAGAAGGCAGAGGCGAAGGCCAAGAAAGCGGCUGCAGUGGCAGCAGGGGCAGGGGCAGGCGAGGAGGCCGAUGCAGUAAAUCCGCCCACGGAGCCCGGGCAGAAGAAGAACCUCGCCAAGGAGAUGGCCAAGGCGUACAAUCCCAAGGCUGUUGAAGCAUCGUGGUACGAGUGGUGGGAGCAGGCAGGGUUCUUCAAGGGAGACAAUCAGAGCACCAAGCCACCCUUUGUCAUUGUGGUGCCCCCUCCCAAUGUGACGGGGGCGCUGCACAUCGGGCACGGGCUGACAGCAGCAGUGGAGGACACAAUCGUGCGGUGGAAGAGAAUGAGUGGCUACAACGUGUGCUGGGUGCCGGGGACGGACCACGCUGGCAUCGCCACUCAGGUGGUGGUGGAAAAGAAGCUCAUGCGCGAGAAGGGUCUGUCUCGCCACGAUGUGGGCAGGGAGGACUUUGUCAAGGAGGUGUGGAAGUGGAAGGAGGACUAUGGAGGCCGCAUUGGGAACCAGCAGCGCAAGAUGGGGGCUUCUCUUGACUGGUCCCGAGAGUGCUUCACCAUGGAUGACAAGCUCUCUCGUGCCGUCACAGAGGCCUUUGUCAGGCUGCACGACCAGGGGCUCAUCUACAGGGAUAACCGCCUGGUCAACUGGGAUUGUGUCCUCCGAACAGCCAUCUCCGAUAUUGAGGUGGAAUACCACGAGCUGAAGGGGCGCACGCUCCUCCCUGUCCCAGGAUACGACAAACCAGUGGAAUUCGGAGCCAUCACCUCGUUCGCAUACCCCUUAGAAGCCGACUCAGCACAGGCAGAAGGCGAGGGGGCUCUGACUGAGAUUGUGGUGGCAACCACCCGGCCUGAGACCAUGCUGGGAGAUACGGCAGUGGCUGUGCAUCCGGAUGAUCCUCGUUAUAAGGCGCUUCACGGCAAGUUUGCGGUGCAUCCGUUCAGCGGGAGGCGGAUCCCGAUUGUGUGCGAUGCAGAGCUGGUGGAUAUGGCUUUUGGGACCGGUGCUGUGAAGAUCACGCCCGCCCAUGACCCCAACGAUUUCGCCACCGGCAAGCGGCACAGCCUGGAGUUUAUCAAUAUCUUUACGGAUGAUGGGCUGAUUAAUGCCAACGGUGGGAAGGAGUUUGAAGGGAUGAAGCGGUUUGAUGCGCGCACUGCCGUGCUGGAGAAGCUGCAGGAGAAGGGUCUAUACAGGGGAGUGGCAGACAACCCCAUGCGACUCGGCUUCUGCUCGCGCAGCAAGGAUAUUAUUGAGCCCAUGCUCAAGCCACAGUGGUAUGUCAGCUGCGCUGACGUGGCGGCUGACGCGUGCCAGGCUGUCAGGGACGGCCAGCUGGAGUUCAUUCCCAAGGCGCACGAGGAGACCUGGUUCAGAUGGCUGGAGAACAUCCGUGAUUGGUGCAUUUCCCGCCAGCUCUGGUGGGGCCACCGCAUCCCCGCGUGGUACGUCACAUUCGACCAAUCAGACGAGGCCGCCGCCCGGGACUUCCCCGUCCGCGACUUCGGCGCAUACAACACCAACUGGGUCGUCGCGCGCACCGACGAAGACGCGCGCCGGGCAGCCGAAAAGAAGUUCCCGGGCAGGAAGUUCGAGCUCGGGCGGGACCCGGAUGUCCUGGACACGUGGUUUUCGUCGGGGCUGUUUCCGUUCUCGGUGUUUGGGUGGCCCGAGGAGAGUGCGGAUCUCAAGGCGUUUUACCCGACCGCGCUGCUGGAGACGGGGCAUGACAUUCUCUUCUUCUGGGUUGCUCGCAUGGUGUUUAUGGGGCUGCGACUCACUGGGCAAUUGCCCUUCAAGCAGGUCUACCUGCACGCCAUGGUGCGGGAUGCCCACGGGCGCAAGAUGUCCAAAUCCCUGGGCAACGUCAUUGACCCAUUGGAGGUGAUCAACGGCAUCUCCCUGCAGCAGCUGCAGGCGAAUCUCGAGAAGGGCAAUCUGGACCCGCGGGAGGUGAAGAAGGCGCAGGCAGGGCAGGCUGCAGACUUCCCCAACGGGAUUGCUGAGUGCGGCUGUGACGCCCUGCGCUUCGCCCUCGUCAACUACACCACUCAGUGGAUGAACAUCAACCUCGACAUUCAGCGAGUGCACGGCUACCGCCUCUGGUGCAACAAGCUCUGGAACGCAAUCCGUUUCGCCAUGCUCAACCUCGGAGACUCCUUCACGCCCCCGUCCGUGCUCCCCCAACCUUCCUCCUCCGAUUCCACCUCUCCUCCCCUCACUCCCACGCUCAACUUUGCCUUCUCUGCACCGCUCCCGCUGUCCUGCCGCUGGAUUCUGUCCGUGCUUAACGCCGCGGUUACGCGUGCGGUAACCGCGCUGGAGGGGUAUGACCUGGCAGAGGCGACGAAUGCGGCGUACGCGUGGUGGCAGUACCAGCUGUGCGACGUUUUUAUUGAAGUGGCGAAACCAGCCUUCAAUGCAGCUGAAGGAGAGGAAGCACUCAAGCUGAAGCAGGUGACUCGUGAGGUCCUCUGGGUGUGUCUGGAUGCCGGCCUUCGCUUGCUGCACCCCUUCAUGCCAUUCGUCACGGAGGAGCUCUGGCUGUUUUCUUUCCCCCACCUCCAUGUGACGCGCGAGGUCCUCUGGGUGUGUCUGGACGCGGGUCUCCGUCUGCUGCACCCCUUCAUGCCAUUCGUCACGGAGGAGCUCUGGCAGCGCCUGCCCAAGCCGGCUGACUACUCUUGGCCCUCCAUCAUGCUCGCUCCUUACCCCUCGCCCGUCAAGGAGUGGGCGGAUCCCGAGGCAGAAGCAAUGAUGGCAACGGCUGAAAGCGCGGUUCGCUCCAUCCGCUCCCUGCGCAUGGCCUAUGCGCUGCAGCCCAAGCAGCGGCCCACGGCGUAUGCUCAAUGCAAGAGCGAGGCUGCCACUGCUGCAGUGACGGCUGCUGUGGGGGAGAUCAAGACUCUUGCCACACUCGCAGAGCUGCAGGUGCUCCCAGCAGGGGAGGCUGCCCCAGCAGGGUGUGCAGUGGCGAUAGUGGAUGAGAACCUGUCGGUGCACGUGCUGCUGAGAGGCAUGGUAGAUGCGAAAGCAGAAGCGCAGAAGCUGGGCAAGCGCAAGGGCGAAACCUCCAAGUUGCAGGAGGCUCUCGCGAAGAAGAUGGGAGUGCCGGGAUACGAGGAGAAGGUGCCUGCCAACGUGCGGGAGGAGAAUGCCAGCAAGGCUGCCAAGCUGGCAGCUGAGCUGGCGAGCAUUGACGAGGCGAUUAAGAACUUUGAGAAGCUGAUCCUGGAUGAGGCUUCUGCUUGA